AUGGCAUCCGGAUACCUCGACCCUGCCAUCUCCGCUCGCAAGAAACGAGACACGAGCGAAAAACCUCCCUUGUCUACGUUAGUCCCUCACGGUAGGGCAGGGAAAGACACAAUCAACGGACCAAAAGUUCUCGGCAGUUUCACAGGAGAAGUGUGGCUAGACCCUAUUCUCAUGCAAGCUGGUGUCGACUGCACGGCGGCCAAUGUAACUUUCCUGCCUGGAUCAUGCACAAACUGGCACAAGCACGAAAGGGGCCAGUAUCUGAGAGUUCUGGCGGGGGCUGGUUGGGUUUGUGAUCAAGGAGAGAAGCCAAGGCGCAUAUCUGCUGGCGAUGUGAUUUGGUGUCCUGCUGGUGGGAUUCAUUGGCAUGGUGCAGAUAAGUCGAGUAUCAUGGUACAUGAAGCGGUUUCGUUCGGCGGGAUUGAGUGGUAUGAUCAGGUGAAAGAUGAUGUCUAUGCCGAUACAAAGGCGUGACUGGAUCAAGGGAUCUCGCCAAUUUGGAUACGACUAUUGUGAGAUGAUCGAACGACGAGACAUGAAAAAUGCGCUUUGACCUCAUAGGAAAUGCGACUCAAAUAUCUGCAGUGAGAUCUGUGAAGAGGAG
Molecule: messenger RNA, 604 nt
Organism: Exophiala mesophila
Lineage: Eukaryota; Fungi; Ascomycota; Eurotiomycetes; Chaetothyriales; Herpotrichiellaceae
Exons: 1
Coding region: 1-474 (157 amino acids)
Source: RefSeq, a predicted model, not a curated record